GCUCCGCCCCCCAGUCGGGUGUUUGUGGUGGGGCUGCGGAGACGGGCCGGAUCCCGCCGGAAGAGCCGAGACAAUGGGGACCCGGGACGACGAGUAUGACUACCUGUUCAAAGUUGUGCUGAUUGGUGACUCUGGGGUAGGGAAGAGCAACCUCCUUUCACGAUUCACUCGAAAUGAAUUCAAUUUGGAGAGUAAGAGUACCAUCGGUGUGGAAUUUGCUACCAGGAGCAUCCAGGUGGAUGGGAAGACUAUAAAAGCCCAGAUCUGGGACACAGCUGGUCAGGAGCGGUACCGGGCAAUCACAUCAGCAUACUACCGAGGGGCUGUAGGAGCCUUGUUGGUCUAUGACAUUGCCAAGCACCUGACAUAUGAGAAUGUGGAACGCUGGCUGAAAGAACUCCGUGACCAUGCUGACAACAACAUCGUCAUCAUGCUGGUGGGGAACAAGAGUGACCUGCGCCAUCUCCGUGCUGUGCCCACUGAUGAGGCCCGGGCAUUCGCAGAGAAAAACAAUUUGUCUUUUAUUGAAACGUCAGCCUUGGAUUCAACCAAUGUGGAAGAAGCCUUUAAAAACAUUCUCACAGAGAUUUACCGCAUCGUAUCCCAGAAGCAGAUUGCUGAUCGCUCUGCACAUGAUGAAUCUCCUGGCAACAAUGUGGUAGACAUCAGCGUCCCCCCCACCACCGAUGGACAGAAAUCCAACAAACUCCAGUGCUGCCAGAAUCUGUGACCACCUGCGCCCAGAAGCGCCCUCCCUGCCUGCCCUUACCUCGCUGUGCUUCAGUUAGAAACGUGUGUGCACGUCUUUGCAGUUAUCUCCUGUGAUUCAGUGACUCUUUGUCAUCCUCGUUUCUUCCCCCAUUCCCACCGUCCAUUUUUGAGCAUUAACUGUAGGCCUAACCCCCCUUUCAGGCUUCCAGGGGAGUGGGCUGACUUUGGGCCUGGUCAUGCAGGCUCUGCUCCCAGAGGGUGAGCCUUGGCUGCUCCCCUGGGCAGGGCCAUUUGGUUGUCUAGUGAUUGUUGGGAGGAGAAGGAGGAACCAAGACCUCAUGUAUCACGGCUAAAGACAUACCUACACUGAUUUGCUUUUGCAUUUAGCCCAACUUUUUCAUAAAUCCUUAGAUCUCUGGGGAACAUGGGGAGCAGGGAAGGGAGAAAGGAAGUGUGCUGAAAUUAAAGAGGGAAAAAAUCUUUUCCUCAGAUGUCCUGUUGUGUCCAGUUGGGAUCCUGUGAUAAACAUUGGGGUUCUCAUUUGGUGGCUGAAGACCCAUGGUGAGGUGGCCGUUGACAUGCUUCCCAGAGUUUCCACCUCACUUAGGGUUAGCCUUUGGGUCUAGUGAUUGUUGGGAACCUCUUGGCUCAAGGAGGAGGUCCAGGAGCCCAAGGGUAGGCUGAAAUGAUGGAAUGGUUUGUCAGCUACCAGAGAUAAUCCUAUUCCUCAACCUGAGCAUCUAGCAAGUGCCGGCCCUUCCUUUGUGGCCUGUCCCUCCUGUCCGAGAAUCCUGACCAGCUUCAGCCUGUGCAGACCCUUGUUAACCUCCUUUUUGCCCACAGCUCCCUCUCCAACUCGCCAUCUUGCCUGAAACCCAUUUGCAAGGGAAGCAAUAUUCUCAUGUUUUGUAUAUAACUGCACUUAGAGUUUUUGGGUUUUGUUAUUGUAGAAAAACAUAGAUUCUUUAUACAUUUUGUAAAAUUUAUGCCAAAUCAUAGCAUCUCGACCCUUUUCCCUCACCCUUUUAUUCUUUAACAAUUGACUCUCGGGCUAUAAUUUUACUUGACCUUUACUAAAAUGUAUAAUUCUAUUUCCUGUAUGCAACUGUGUUCCUUCGCCCCCUUGUCUCAUUUUCUCAGUGCCAGGAUGCUAUUUGCAACAGUUAUACUUUUCUGAUGCCCACUAGCCUCAGCAAGCAAUCUUGACCACUAUUCAUCUCUGUCUGGUACAACAAGAGAAACCUGAUUACACUCCCACUUUCUAGCAGGUCAGAUCAGUUAGUGAUGGUACAGCCAGGCUGUGAGCUUGCUCUCUGAGCCCAUUGGCUAUAGGCUCUUCCUGGGGUUUGGUGCCCUAUCCAAGCCCCUUUGCUAAUUAGGAUCUUGGUUGGCUUGUGCUAGUGGUGCAACUUAAACCUCCUGAAUGGGUGACCAGGGAUAAAUAGAGCUAACAUUUCAGGUGUUGUUUGAAAUAAGUUUGUAAUAAGUUGGAGGGUUUUUUCCUCCAAUUAUGCACGUAAAAGACAAAGACAUCUUCCCAAGGUUGGUUGAUAACCUGUUGGAGUUAUCCUAGGAUCCUUGCCAAAUGAGAACUAGCUGUUCUGGAAUAUUUAGCUUUCAAGGAGUGUGUCCUAUGGACUCAGGAAGGGUAUCCAGGGCCCUGACCUUGUUCCUCUCCUUCAGGGAAGAAUUUCGUUGUUGAGUCUCCCAGGCUUGAAUUUCAGCCAGCUGUCAGCUUUGGAGAACCAGUUGCUUCAUGACUGGAGAGAGGAAGUCUCUUCCUCUCAUGAAGUGCAAGGUAUCAGAGGUCACCAGUGUUUCUGCUCUUUCGAAGUGGCUGGAAUAGAAUGGAUGAGAGUCCAUUGGGUUUGGGAAUUUGUCCUACAGUGCAUCUGUGCUUUCACUGGCCUUAAUUGUGAGACAGAGCCUUAGUCUCUGUUCACUGGCUAAGUUGUAUUGGCUUAAAAGUAGGCGCUACAUUUGCUCCUUAAUGUAGUUUCUUUUCCUUGCCAUCCCUGGGCUACUUUUAAAGUACUGGGUCUUGUAAAUUUACAAGGAGUUUGCUCUUCAUGGAGGAAAGCAAAUGAUCUCUGAUCAGGGGAGAUGAGGGAAAGAGCUGCUCAAGAAUCGUUCAUGUUGUUGGAGUUGCAUACUGCCCCUCCUUUGAGAAGGAGUCAGGCUCUGAGAUGCUGUUUCUUUUCAUUGAAGUACCCUGCUCCAAGCCUGCUGUGAAGUUCAAGUUGGGGCAGUAUAUUCCAUACCCCUUGUUCAAAGUUCCUUGACUUGCUUCUCAACUUUAUAGCAGGCAAUUAUUCCAGCUCUCAACAAUUUAAUUCCAGCUCUCAACAAUUUUUCUGUCUGGCCCAAGGCUUGAGCUGAGACUGGAGCUUGUUAGUAUGGGUUGGUAGAAAUUUUAACUUGAUGACAUUCCAGGACCCCCCAAGGCUCUAGGAAUCAACUUCUGCUGGCCCUGGGUAGAAGCAACUGUUGAAACUGGGGCUUAGUUUCAACCUGCCUUUCUGUAAUUUCUAAGAAGAUGAUAGAGAUGGGCUUGUAACUAUGGCAGGGAUAGAGUUUCUGGGAGGAACACAGGCAAAUAAGUUAUUCAGGAUUCAGGACUCAAGAUACCAUCAGGUUUCUGACAGGUUAUCUCUUUCAAACCAGGGCCAGAGUCACUGAAAGGGAAGACAGACUCUGGAAAACCCUUCUUAGUUAUGACUUCUCUGACUAAAUUACUCAAGUUUCACCAGCUUAGAGGCCUUCAUACUAAAGCCACUUUCCAGGGCAGUGUGAAAUGACAUAGUUACCCUGUCCUGGGCAGCUGUCUUUCAGGGCCCUGCUGCUGCUAUCUGGUUUCUUGCCUAGGGAUGAAGAUUAAGGCCUUUUAUUUUUUUGGCCUCUUCUUUCAUUAUCCCUUUGGAUGAUCCAGUUUAGGAGUAGGGUCUCAGUUAGCCUUGGCCAUGAGACAAGCAGGCCUAGGUCCACCUGGUGCCUUUUGCUUAAGGGUUGGGGUUGGCCUUUCCCCACCUCUUCCUUGGCAUUAUUGAUCCCCAAUUCCACUUUGGUAGCAUACUUCAGUCUGCUACCUGCUGACUUUCUUUGGCAGCUAACUUGCAAAUGGGUGUUGGGAAAGUUAUUGCCUGGGAGAAGAGACUUCUGACACAUGUGGCAUAAGGCAGAAAAUGUGAGUCAUGUGGCUUGAGAAAUACCCCUGAGUUAUGAGAGAUUUAGUAUCCUAGCUCAUAGACUGUCCUGGAAGAUGCUUUUCUUUGGAGUGACAGCAUGGCAAGUCAGAGACCCUGAGCCAGUUAACAACAGCUAAGAGGAAGUAUACCUGGUGGUGGGGGGAGACUGACCAGAACCUCUCACUCCCUCCCCCUAAGACCAUCCUCUAGAAGUACAGGUGGGGUCUAAGUUAGCUAGAGGGAGUUUUCCUGACACAGGCCAAAUUUCUGGAUGUGGUUAGGUUGGUCAACAGUGGACAUUGCUGAGUAAUUGCUCUGCCACAAAUGGGCUUAGUCUGCAUGAGAAAGCCAGGGCUAGUGCAGACCUUUCUGUUCAUAUAUCUGUUUCUUCUGCUCCACAGCACUUGUAUUCAGUUCAGUGCAAACUUCUUUGUAAAUAGAGCCCCGCAUCCCUGGAUUUGUGCAUGGUUAUUCUGUGUUGUGGAUAUAAAGAUUGCCAUACCAAA
Antechinus flavipes (yellow-footed antechinus) is the source of this 4402-nucleotide messenger RNA. RefSeq names its product RAB11B, member RAS oncogene family (gene RAB11B). The transcript is spliced from 5 exons. Lineage: Eukaryota; Metazoa; Chordata; Mammalia; Dasyuromorphia; Dasyuridae. Gene Ontology annotation, molecular function: GTP binding; GTPase activity. Gene Ontology annotation, biological process: regulated exocytosis; constitutive secretory pathway. The coding region runs from base 74 to 730 and encodes 218 amino acids. Gene Ontology annotation, cellular component: recycling endosome. The record is from RefSeq and is a predicted model, not a curated record.